AUGGGUCCAAAUCUCAACUCGUUCCCCACGGGGGUCAAUCGUGAAGCUGGCUUCAAGUUCCCUAAGUUCAACACACCUGUGUUAGACAAUCCAGAAGUUACACCCAACGAGUUGGUAGAUUUUCACGUUACCCACAAUUCCUCAUAUCCAUUUGGAAUCCUCGCUGCUUCCGAAAAAGACGGCAUCGCGAAGGAUAUCAUAACGUGGAACGAAAUAGGAAGUGCACUGCUCAAGGUGUACCAAGAAUUGAGUAGCAUAUCGCCAGCUGCUCCCGGUACUUCGCCUGUCGUCGGCCUCAUCGCGUACGGCGAGCCGUUGGUUUACUUCACCGUGCUGUUAGGUAUCAUGAAGGCAGGAUGUGUCCCCUUUGCGAUUUCCCCGAGAAACUCUCCGGCUGCGAUCGCUCAUCUGCUUAAAUCCUCAGGUUGUCGGAAUGUUUAUGUAGAAUUUGACCCACGGCUCUUGUCUCACAACGCCUCCAACAUGUCAGUCAGCGAGAAAAUGAGUCGAGACCAAAUGGAUGAGGUCCUCAAACUUUUGCCAGAAUCGCAUUUACGAGAGGUAAUGGAGCUUCCAUCAGCGCAUACUCUCUUCCCCCGCCUCGUCACCGGGUCUGCGUAUAUCUUCGACUCCACGGUACACGAAAAAUUGGAAUCGAUUCCAACGCCGAUCAAAGCUGCUUGCGAGCCGGUCAUGAUUCUUCAUUCGUCAGGCUCCAUUGCGUUCCCCAAGACACUCUACAUGGGUCGAUCUGUUAUUCAAUCUUGGCUCAGAGCCCCACUUUCCAACGGAUUUUGCUGGGAGGGCGAACUGACCGCGGCCAUGGCCUUGCCAGCAUUUCAGGCGAUGGGCUUUCAUGUUGGAUCGCUGAUCAACCUUUCAACAGGUUCCAUUUCUGGAUUCUUUCGACCCGAUAUUGGGCCUGAUGGCCGAUGCAAACCCAAGACACCCAACUCUUUCAACGUAAUACAGGCGAUAGCAUCUUUAGGUUGUACUAUCGCUUCCUUUAGCCCCAUGAUGCUCACUGAAUUCGCCUCCGAUCCGUCGAGCAUCGAAACCCUUCGCACCUUGAAGAGGGUUGGAUUUGGAGGAGGACCACUCAACACUGAGAUUGGGAAUCAGCUUGUCAAGAGUGGUGUCAACCUCUGUGUGGUGUAUGGAUCCACCGAAGUGGGCCCGAUCUCCGCCCUUUUUUCUGACCGUUGCUUAGGGGCAGACUGGGAGUACUUCGAAAUGUCACCCCAGCUCACCACUCGCUUCAUACCGCAUGAGAAUGACCUCUAUGAAUUGGUCGUACUGUCUUCUGAUGUGCAUCGAUGUUCGACCACUGCAAUCGAACCAAUUAUGUCACUCCAAACGUAUCACACCAACGACUUUCUGGCCAAACACCCUACACUCCCACUGUAUCGCGUUGUUGGACGUCUGGAUGACCAGAUAAUGUUAUCCAAUUCUGAGAAGACCAAUCCAGGACCAAUGGAAGCCAUCAUCACAUUCAACCCUGCUAUUAAGAGUGCACUAAUGUUUGGAAGGGGAAAGCCACAAAAUGGGGUAAUAAUUGAGCCUGAAGAAGCCUCUGUCCUCGACAUAACGAAUCGAACAGCUGUGGAGGAAUACAUCUCCCAAAUUUGGCCUUCAAUCGUCGAGGCCAACAAUUUUGGACCCAGUCAUAGUAGAUUGACGCGUGACCUGAUCAUGAUCAUUGAUCCCAGGGUGACGCCUCUCCCGAGAACAUCCAAAGGCCAACUUUCGCGCCCCAAGGUCACCGAGAUGUUUCAGGCUCAGAUUGAAGCAAAGUAUUCAAACGACCAAGCUUUGGACUCGAAUUCAGCAUUUAUUGACGUAUCAAUUAAUCCUCAAGAGAUACUGAUAGGCAAAAGCGUGCGCAAUCGUGUAGAGCGUAUCAUAAGCAUGGUGCUGGAUGGUGAUGUAAACCCAGAGGAAGAUCUGUUUGCCCAAGGAUGUGAUAGUUUACAUGCAAGAUACAUCAGAUGCCGGAUUGUGCAGCUCAUCCAAAAAAGCUCCAAAAAUACACCUAAUGUUCCUCAAAACAUCUUAUAUCGCUAUCCAACAGUCUUGAUGCUCACCCAAUGGGUUUUGAGUAUCCUUUCACACAUCCCAUUACAUGUGUCUCAAUCUGAAGAAGAGAGCUGUACACGUUUAAUCAAGAUGAUCAUGAAGUAUCAACCGAGCAUCUAA
Molecule: messenger RNA, 2196 nt
Organism: Melampsora larici-populina 98AG31
Lineage: Eukaryota; Fungi; Basidiomycota; Pucciniomycetes; Pucciniales; Melampsoraceae
Exons: 8
Coding region: 1-2196 (731 amino acids)
Source: RefSeq, a predicted model, not a curated record